CACCCAUACUGCCAUAGCCAUAGGCCAUGUUAUCGUUCGGGUCUCGCCCUUGUUUAUCUACGCCACCGUACCGGUAGUGAAGAGACCUAUCCCUGCAGAUUUAGCACCUUCAAAAAUCUUUGUGGCACUUCCCAAGGUAAACUAGGGUGAGGAUACCCUCGCCUCUGCGGCUACUAAAAGAGCAUUACGCUUUCAGCUGCUGUUGAUCGAGGUAUUUGAUACGGUGAGAAGGGAGGCCGACUAGCUGAGCCGCGAACCUGUCGUUGAAGAAGAAGAGGACACGAUGGCGGAUCGUUCUGCGGUGAAUGGAGAUAGUCAGGAGGAUAACACGAACCGAGUGCAGGACGCAUCAACACAGAAACGCUUUGGACAGGGCAUGCCGCCAGCAGUUUCCACAAGCUCACCCAUGAUCAACAGAGAUCGGCGAACGAGCUUGCCGAAUGGCGACAUGGGUGGCGCACGCUGGAAUGGAGCCAAGGCUGCCGGCAACAGCACAUUUAUGCAGCGCGGCCAGCAACCGGUCGCGAGCAGCUUCGACGCAUCGCGCUACAGUCGACAAGUCGGCCAGGGCCCUGGUAGUGUUGGCGUGAAGGCCAAGCCACCCUUGCGUCGCAGUCAGAGCUCCAUGCUGCACUCGAUUGGCACUGCGGGCCGCUACAUACAACCAACAGGCACUGGUGGUGGCGGCGGAGGCACUGGUCACCGGCAAUCGUUUCAAGCCGACACGAUUGGCGCGCUAACACAGACCUACCCGGUCAGGCAGCAGAACCGCCAAGAGUCCACCAACAGCCUUUUCUCACGCGGAGCUGGCGGCGUGUCACGCUUCAUUCCCACAAGCGACACUGGCGGAGCAAAUCUAGACGAUGACGUCUUUGCCAGCAAUGGAUGGAGCCCGGCACUGCCAACGCUGCAAAUAUAUGCAAAGCAACUUCAACAUCCACGCUCUGGCAUACCGUCAAAGGAACAAAUGGUAAAAGGUGUCAAGGCCAUGGUCUUCAAUGGGUCGGAUGCAGCCGAGUGGUUCAUGCUGAGUGCGGACGGUGUCCAUCUUGCCGACCAGGCACAGGCUCUCGGCCAGAAACUGGUGGAUCUCGGCUUGAUAGCAGCUGUGAGCGAUGAUUCACCGGACUUCCGUGUGUCAUCAACGGCAUGGUUCUACUUCUGCCAUCCGUCCAAUUUCACCAAUGAUGGCGAAACAAAAGAUGGCCAGCCACAUCAAAAUGGGGAUACAGAUGAGGAUAAGAAGGGAGUUGAAGGAUCUAAAGCCUGUAUAAUACUGUAACCGAGACCUAACACAGAGUGGCGGCAAUCUACUCAUCACUCACCAUAACUAUUCUUAUAACCAGAGACCAAUAUUGGCACUGGGCGGGCUUCUUCACGGUCCCUGCAAAAAAGCCCAACGAACCGAUAUCAUUGUUUGUUUUGUUUGCCAGGUGUACAUAGUCUAGUCUAGUUGUAGUUUA
Messenger RNA from Sycon ciliatum, 1463 nucleotides. RefSeq lists its product as uncharacterized. Gene Ontology annotation, biological process: intracellular signal transduction. Bases 284 to 1282 code for a protein of 332 amino acids. The record is from RefSeq and is a predicted model, not a curated record. Lineage: Eukaryota; Metazoa; Porifera; Calcarea; Leucosolenida; Sycettidae. The transcript is spliced from 9 exons.